Monodelphis domestica (gray short-tailed opossum) is the source of this 1310-nucleotide messenger RNA. RefSeq names its product chromosome 1 C10orf62 homolog (gene C1H10orf62). NCBI's taxonomy places the organism in Eukaryota, Metazoa, Chordata, Mammalia, Didelphimorphia, Didelphidae. The record is from RefSeq and is a predicted model, not a curated record.
AUGAAGCAAGGUUUCAAAAGGGAGCCUAGGCUCCCCAUUCCCACUGCCCUCUUAUCUCAGCCUGACUGGCUCAGGGUCCUGGAGAGCCUAGAAGGGAUUUCCCAGCAACCAUCAUUCAAGGUGGUGCUGGCGGCCAGCCUGCUUCUGGGUGCUGGAGGCCUCUACCUCUGGCUCCAUUGGAAGAAGAAGUCCGCCAAGAGAAGGAAGGAUGCUGAGAAAGAAUUAAUAUGGGACAAACUGAGCACUUCGGCUACCUCAGAGAGUAAGAAUGCUCCCUGGAUCAAAUCCCACUUCAGCCGCCUUUCUGAAGAAAAGAUACCCAGCCUGCAUCAAAAUGGCAGUGGGGAGGCCAGUGCUACUAAUACUACCUUCCAUGUAGACACCUUAACCUCCACCUCGAAGCUUAAAGAAGGGAAAAAUAUUGAUGUCCAAAAGGAAUCCUUUAUCAGCCGGCAGAGGACAUCAGGAAGCAAAGUGUGCAAGGAGACCUACAAAGAGAAUUCCAAAUCAACUUCAGGGGAAGAAGCAACUUGGGCAUCGAUGGCAGCAAAGGUGCGGGAAAUUGAUGUCUCAGGUCGGUACUUAGCAGAUUCCAUGCUUCAGAGGGCCCCAGUCAACCCAAACUCUGGUCAUUUGGAAACCAAGGACAUUAAUAAAGAGGAAUUCAAGAUCCUGGAGGAAGUAGAGAUGAAAGUCAAGGAGAAUUUCCUGCCCCACCGGGAAAACAACAUAACACGCUCCAACAGUUGCUACCAUGGCCAUGGCAAUCACAGCCAAUCAUCUCAUGGCCACCAUGGUUUCUCUUUUUGAAAUUAGCUAACAAGACUGGCAUCAUCUUAUUCUCCUGACUAGGUCAAUGCAGUUGCACCACUCAUAGACUGUCCCACCACCACCUCCCCCAUCCUGACUCUGGUCCAAGGAGAAGUAAGUUUAAUGCCAGUCAGAAGGAUUUCUACCAAUGUGCCUCAGACCCCAUUAACCUCAGGGAAACAUCUGGACAUUUUACAAUGUCUACAGGAUGCCAGAAGUGAAAAAAUCUAGCACAGGAAACCAUAGUGACCCAACAAAGAAGAAUGGGGAAAGCUGUGCCUUCAGAACAGACUGCCUCUCCUAGAGGGCCACAGAAGAAAUCCACAGAAAGUUAGUCAGUCAGUCUGUUGGCUCCUCUGGGAAGGUACCAGGAGCGUCCUGUAGCAUAACAGAGGGACAUGCUCAAUGCCCCAGGACCUGCACCCCCCCCCCCCAGAAGCAUGGGAUUUACCUGAAGAAAAAUGCCUGUGAAUGAGCCAAUAAAACCUUGCAAUACUGUG